Molecule: messenger RNA, 1520 nt
Organism: Setaria italica (foxtail millet)
Lineage: Eukaryota; Viridiplantae; Streptophyta; Magnoliopsida; Poales; Poaceae
Product: 12-oxophytodienoate reductase 1
Exons: 2
Coding region: 125-1258 (377 amino acids)
Molecular function (GO): oxidoreductase activity; FMN binding
Source: RefSeq, a predicted model, not a curated record
AAGCAAGAAGCAGAGCAAGUGAAGCAAGCAGAGGCCAGAGCAGAGAGCAAAGCGAGCAGCUGCGGCGUUCCAUCGCAUCUCCGGCACGCCGGCGACCGAGGCCGAUCAGGAUCAGGCAGGCAAGAUGGUGCAUCAAGCUCCCAAGGAGGUGAUCCCGCUGAUGACGCCGUACAAGAUGGGCCAGUUCCAGCUCUCCCACCGGGUGGUCCUUGCGCCCCUGACGCGGUGUCGCUCCUACGGCAACGUGCCGCAGCCGCACGCCGCCGUGUACUACUCGCAGCGCGCCACCAAGGGCGGCCUCGUCAUCGCCGAGGCCACGGGGGUGUCCGCCACCGCGCAGGGCUACCCGGAAACGCCCGGCAUCUGGACGCAGGAGCAGGUCGAGGCGUGGAAGCCCAUCGUCGAUGCCGUCCACCGCAAGGGCGCGCUCUUCUUCUGCCAGAUUUGGCACGUCGGCAGGGUCUCCAACAACAAGUUUCAGCCUGACGAGCAGGCGCCUAUCUCGAGCACGGACAAGCAGAUUUCCCCGGACCCCGAGUCCGGCAUGGUGUACUCCAAGCCGCGCCGGCUGCAGACCAAGGAGAUCUCGGGGAUCGUCGACGACUUCAGACGGGCCGCGCGGAACGCCAUCGAGGCAGGGUUUGACGGUGUAGAGAUCCACGGCGCGCACGGAUACCUCCUGGAGCAGUUCAUGAAGGACAGCUCUAAUGACCGCACGGACGAAUACGGCGGUAGCCUUGAGAACCGGUGCCGCUUUGCUGUUGAGGUCAUCGAUGCCAUCGUCCAUGAGGUGGGUGCGCACCGUGUGGGCAUUAGACUAUCACCGUUCGUCGACUUCGUGGAUUGUGUGGACUCCGACCCGAUAGCUCUUGGCCACUACAUGAUUCAACAGCUCAACAAGCACGAGGGCUUCCUCUACUGCCACAUGGUGGAGCCCCGGAUGGCUAUCGUCGAUGGCCGCAGGCAGAUUCCACACCGCCUCUUGCCAUUCAGGAAGGCGUUCAAUGGCACGUUCAUCGCCGCCGGUGGGUAUGACCGAGAGGAAGGCAACAAGGUAGUGGCAGAAGGCUAUGCUGACCUUGUCGCGUACGGAAGGCUCUUCCUAGCCAAUCCAGACCUGCCUAGGAGGUUUGAGCUAGACGCGCCGCUAAACAAGUAUGACCGCUCGACGUUCUACACACAGGACCCUGUCGUUGGAUACACAGACUACCCUUUUCUUGAAGAGGAUAGCAACAGGAAGGCUGCUACUCAAGCUUAAUCAUGGAUUUCACCGAAGCUUAAUCAUGGAUUUCACCGAUUUGAACAAGGCUAAUAAUGUGCAUGAUUCAUGCAUCAUUAGUUUAUUAUUGAUUUCCACUAUUCUUCAUCAUUAGUAUCAUUAGUACACACAUGUUUCUUUUUCGGACUGUUAGCUGAUAUGAAGAGAAACAAAUGUACGGGUGUAAUGAAAUAAAUCUGUUGAACCUAUUUUCCCUUUCAAAUGUUUCAUUCCUCCGGUUGAAUAUAGUACCAUUCCUUCA